UGUCGCGUGUUGCUCGCGCCGCUGCGCCGCAAAGGCAUCAAAGUCACCGCGCGCAUCGAUCCCGUCACGCGUCUUCCCUUCUCUCCACCGCCUCGCCCGCUGCCCAGCAUGCCCGCACCCACGCUCGCCCUCCCCACCUCGUCGCUCCGCCACACGCCCUCGCCACACGUCGUGUACCACAUUGCCAUCGCGCAGCCCGUGCGCUCCUGGCUCGUGCUGCGCCGCUACUCGGCCUUUGCCGCGCUGCACGCCGCCCUCGCGCCGCUGCUGCUCGCCGAGCUGCCAGCCCUGCCGCCGCGCCACGCCGCACGCCACGUGCUCGGCGCCUCGCUCUCGCGCCUCGGCCUCGGCGCCGCGGCGCCGCUGCACGCCGGCGCCGACGAGGAUGCAGCGGCCACCGAGCGGCGCCUGCAGCUGCAGCGCUUCCUGCGCGCCGUGCUGUGUCGCGUGGCGGCAGCGCCGCGCACGCCGGCGCACGACGCCGCCGUCCCGCACCUCGCCGCCUUUCUCGACAUGGCGCCGAGCGAUCUGCUGGCGCUGGCGGCGCGUGUGCGCGACGAGGAGACCCCGACGCCCGCGCCGGCAGCGACGACGAGCAGCGCCGCGCCCGCCGCCCCUCGCGCUCCUCCGGCGGCGGCGCCCGGCGGCUUCACGCGCGCCUUUGGCUCCGCCGCCGCCGCGCCGCACGCCCAAGAGACGGCCGCCACACGUGCGCUCUCCUCGCAGGCGCUGCUCGACUCGCAGAGCGCCAGCAUGGCCGCGCAGGACGCGCAGCUCGGCGACCUGGCCGCCGUGCUGCGGCGGCAGCGCACGCUGGCGGGCGCCAUGAACGCCGAGCUGGCGCAGCAGAACGAGCUGCUGCAGAGCUUUGGCGGCGAGCUGGAGAGCGUGCAGCGCAAGAUGGGCACGGCGCAGGGACAGAUGAAGCGCCUCGGCUAGGCUCGUGCGAUGAGCGGCAGCACGCAGUGGAGCUCGGAGACGGGCUGCAACGCACGCCGCGCUCGCGCGCGCCCGACGCUCAUGCAGCGCCGCUCAGAUGUGCUUGGCUGCUGCACUUGCCUGGCCGCUGGACCGAGGCUUAAGUCAUGCUCUGCACCUCUCGGCUGCCGCACCGCACCGACUCGCCUCGGUGCGCAUGGGGUGCGCCUCUCGCUGGCCGGGGC
Tilletiopsis washingtonensis is the source of this 1163-nucleotide messenger RNA. RefSeq lists its product as hypothetical. The record is from RefSeq and is a predicted model, not a curated record. Gene Ontology annotation, molecular function: phosphatidylinositol binding. The transcript has a single exon. Lineage: Eukaryota; Fungi; Basidiomycota; Exobasidiomycetes; Entylomatales. Bases 109 to 939 code for a protein of 276 amino acids.